Fusarium falciforme is the source of this 1479-nucleotide messenger RNA. RefSeq lists its product as hypothetical. The transcript has 2 exons. NCBI's taxonomy places the organism in Eukaryota, Fungi, Ascomycota, Sordariomycetes, Hypocreales, Nectriaceae. The record is from RefSeq and is a predicted model, not a curated record. The coding region runs from base 1 to 1479 and encodes 492 amino acids.
AUGCCGAUUAUUGCCUCAAUUGUUCUUGCAUGGCUCGCUGCCAGUCAGGUUUCUGCCUUGUCUCACACAGAAGCUGAUAGCUCUAUCACUUGGGGACCAUGCCCUGAAACCCUGCCCGCUCCAGGCUUGCAAUGUGCCAAACUCCUCGUCCCUCUGGACUGGGACCAUCCGGGUGGCGAAAAGAUUGAGUUGGGAAUGGCAAAGCUGCCUGCUCAAGAACCCGAAAACCGCAUCGGCAACCUCUUUAUCAACCCCGGCGGCCCCGGCUACCCGGCCACCAAAGAGGUCUCGGAUAUUGGACUCGGCACGAACGGCUACACGGGUGAUGAGAUAAAGCGACGGUUCGAUAUCAUCGGCCUUGACCCCAGGGGCGUUGGACUCAGCACCCGUGUUCAAUGCGACAUUGAUCUCUGGAACCGGCGAAUGUCCCUGUUCCCAACCGACGAGGCAUCAUUUCGCCGCAUGGUUCAGUUUUAUCAAGAAGUGAGCGCAAACUGCCGGAAUCUGACUGGUCCUCUCAUGGAUCAUCUCGAUACGAUCCAGGUUGUCAAGGACCUAGAGGCGGUACGUGUUGCGCUUGGGAACGAAAAGAUGAACUGGCUGGGCAUGUCAUAUGGUACCAUGAUCGGCACCCAGUAUGCAUACCUAUACCCCAAGAACAUCCGCUCCAUGAUUCUCGACAGUAACCUCCAGCACUACCAGGACGAAGCUUCCAUGCUGCUAAGCGAAGCGACGACCUAUGAGGCAACACUAAGGAGAUUCUUCGACUGGUGCGAGACAGCCAAUAAGACGACCUGUGUGCUGUCAGGUCAGAACAUCGCAAAAAUAUGGGAAAACCUUCUUGUCAAAGCAGCCAAGACGCCCAUCCCAGCACCUGGGUGCGGCACAAUUUGCCGGUUAAACGUGAACGCCGAGGAGAUUCGUUUCGGGGCGCAGGUUCUCUUGUUUAAUGCCUCAGCUUGGUCGACGCUCGGCUCAGCCAUUCAUAAUGCCACCAAGGGUGACGGGACUGCCCUGUCCACGUACCUCGCGACGGGGGAUGCUUUGAGUGACUCAAUGCUCUUCGGCUUCUUAGCGACGAUUUGCAAUGACUUUCCCCCGGAGGAGAAGUCAUUUGCGGAUCUCCGGGCCAAGCAGAUUGAAGCUGCUAUAUUCGCUCCCUUGACUAGAGGCGCAUCCGCCACCUACAUGGUCCAGAGUGGUUGUAUCGGUUGGAAACACCGAAACAGAAAUCCGCCAAAGAUGGUUAAAACUAGGGGAACCCCGAAGAUUCUUGUUGUGAAUGGGAUAUACGAUCCCUCUACGUCAUACGCUUGGGCCAUGGGAGUGUCGAGACAGUUUGGUGAGUCUGGUGUGUUGUUGACUAGGAACGGCGCAGGGCAUAUUUCGUACCAUAUUGGAGGAGAGACAUCUCGAGCCAUGGAUAGAUAUCUGGUGAAUCUGACGGUGCCGGCACGUGGGACUGUUCUUAACUCGUAG